GUUCGGGAAAGUUUUCGGUUGAUUCAAUGGAGGAUUUGUCUUCUAACUCCCUCUCCGAUUUCUCUGAUGACUGGGUGAUGGACCAGCCGGCGGAGAAGGAGACGGCUGUUGACCAGAGCCUCCCCGAAGUUGUGACAUUCCCGGCCGGUGACAUUGCCGGUCCUGCGGUUGUUGUCGCAGAAGAGGUGUUUGGAGAUGGAGAUAAGGCGGCCGAGGAGGUUGGCGAAGGAGAGUUGGAAGAAGUGGUGGUGGUUGAGGAAGCGGUUCCGAAGAGGAGGAGGAGGAGGAGAACGGGGAAGAGGAAGGCGGUCGAGAAGUCGGAGGUUCCGACUUCGCCGGCGGAGGUGUUGCAGAGACGGAGUAGAGGGCGGCAGAGACGUGCCGGCAGAGCGGAGGUUUCUCCUCCUUUUGGCACUGUAAAAGGAAGACUCAAUGCUUAUAUAUUGACUGUAAAUAUAGGAGAGGAUGUCGUCAACCAGAUAUUAUCAUUUUCCAAAUUUGGUCCUCAAGCAAUCUGUACUAUUCUCUCUGCCACUGGCAUUGUAUCCAGUGUUACUAUUAGCCAACCUAGUCAUCCUGGCGAACUUGAAAGUUUUGAGGGACGCUUUGAGAUCAUAUCUUUAUCCGGCUCAUUUACAGCUGGUGAAAUUAUUGGUGGGCCUGAAGAUGGUGGCAUGUUAAACAUUCUCCUGGGGAAUUCUGAUGGGGGAGUUUUUGGUGGUGGACUUGCAGGCUCGUUGAUAGCAGCUAGUCCAAUUCAACUUGUGUGUGGGGGCUUAGAGAAGAAACAGACACAUCGAGGACCUAAAAGGAGGCGUGGUGCCAAAUCUUCAGUGGCUGCUAGUAUGCCUGGUAAUUUGAAGGCAGAAAGAGUCCUUAAGCCAAUGCUGAACCGGCAGAUGGGGACAAGAGCUCAAUGACCCUGGCAUCUGCUGUCUCUGAACUGACCAAUGGAGCAGGUGAUGCUACUUUUGUUGGCCAGAGUAUGAUCCUCACUUGUCUUGACAGUGUUGAUGAGAAUACCUCACAGUCCAUUUUAGACCAAAGGACAUCUACCAAUAAUUGAAAAGGAAUAGGGCAUGGGAACCGAUAUCAGCACCAGUAUCCCUUCUUUAUCAGAGUAUCUAUCUCCCUCCCCUCAGUUUUUUAUGGGGAAUAAAGUGACCUUUUUUCUGCCUUCUAUGGGAUGGCUGGAGCAGCUAAAUCAUGGCUGAUUGUGCAAGACCUUUAGCUGCAACUUUUGAACUUUGGAAGCUAUCAUUGUUGUUAGUGUGUUUGUUUUGUUUAGAUAAAAACCCUGCACUUAAAGGUCAUAACUUAUAAAAUUCGUUUUUGGGGAAUUGCUGCCCGAAAUUGCAAGGUUUUGGUAUGUUGGUGCUGCAGGUGAAUUCUUCAGUAUGGAACUUAUGACCAUCUGUAUCAUAUUCAUGGCAUAUGGAAAGAUGUCAAGGGCAAUGCACCAUCAUAUUAUGUUUUGAAA
This is a messenger RNA of Vitis riparia (riverbank grape), 1480 nucleotides long. Its product is annotated as AT-hook motif nuclear-localized protein 7-like. The record is from RefSeq and is a predicted model, not a curated record. The transcript has 5 exons. Bases 27 to 920 code for a protein of 297 amino acids. Gene Ontology annotation, molecular function: minor groove of adenine-thymine-rich DNA binding. Lineage: Eukaryota; Viridiplantae; Streptophyta; Magnoliopsida; Vitales; Vitaceae.